AUGUCAUCUGCGGAACUUUCUUCAGAAGCGCCGAAAUUUGCACCACGAUUUGUGCACAAAGGCUUCCAAUUUGUUGAUCCUUCUCUAAAUUUUGAGAUACCGGCAUUCAUUUGCUGCGAUGGAAGGCACGAUGUUGGCAUGUAUGAUCUGAAUAUGACUGAUUCAUUUGAUCUUUCUGUCAUGGACCGAGUUUUUUCUUCAGGAAAGUCACUAUCUCCAAGCAAAAAAUGCCGAUACGGAUUUGAAGAGAGAAAGGAAAACAUGAUGCCAGAAAAGCAGCAGCAUAUUGUCGAGAAUCGAAAUGCAUGGAAAUUUCAUACCGAAGAUCAAUAUACUGACGACAAGAGUCAACCCAAUAGCCCGGUGCAAAGAAUCUCUCACUCAACAAGCAAUGAAGACUAUGUUUAUGAACCUGCUGGUGAAACGUUUGAGGCAUCGUUCAAUAACGAUCAAAUGAUACUAACGGAUCCUUUGGAGAUGGACUAUCAAAAACCUCAUUGUUCCAAGAAUCGUGUGGAUGACGAUCUUUGCUUCCUUGGUGAAUUUAAGGCGUCAAAUAAUAAUAUCCUGUCAAAACCGUCGCAAAAAGUAUCAGUGAAGGAUGUUACAAUGCCCUCGUCAUCUGCUGACAACAUACAGCAAGAACGAAAAGAUAUGCAUGGACAAUUUCGGGGAUUGUUGAAGGACGACAGCGAAUUUUUCGAAGAUGAAACUCGAAUUCUUGGUCCGAACUUGCGAAUCCGUAUGUUCUCUACCCUGAAAGAAAAGUUUGGAUUCAACACAUUUCGGCAUCGUCAGAAGCAAGCAAUCACUGCAAUCUUAGCCGAACACGACACUUUUGUGCUUAUGCCAACGGGCGCCGGCAAAAGCUUGUGCUAUCAGCUACCAGCGCUUCUUUCAUCAGGUGUAACUGUUGUUGUAUCGCCUUUGAGAUCUCUGAUUGAAGACCAGUGUAUAAAACUGAAAUCUUUGGAUAUUGCCAGCGAAGCAUUGACAGCUGAUUUGACCGAAAAUGAUGCUUUUCUUAUCUAUAACCGACUUUCCAUAGACCCUCCCGACAUCAAGCUCCUGUAUGUCACACCAGAGAAGAUAGCCGCUUCCGCCAAAUUGUUAGCUAUUUUUUCUUCUUUGCAUCGACGGGGUUAUCUUUCACGAUUUGUCAUUGAUGAAGCACAUUGUGUUUCCCAGUGGGGUCAUGAUUUCCGCCCAGAUUAUGCUCGCCUGAUGAGUCUACGAGAGACCUACAAAACUCCAUUGGUGCCUAUCGUUGCGCUCACAGCAACGGCAACACCUAGAACCAUAGUGGAUACUCGAAAUCAUCUUGGAAUCCCUCAUGCUAAAUUGUUCAUCAGCAGCUUUGUCCGUUUUAAUCUAAAAUACGAUGUUGUGCCGAAAAAUGCAAAAAAAGCUACUACAAUUGUUCAAAAAAUGAAGCAGCUUUAUCCAGGAAAAGCCGGAAUCAUUUAUUGUUUAUCACGAGCUGAAUGCGAAAAGGUGGCUAUGAUGCUCCAGAAAGAAGGCAUUUCGGUUGACAUUUAUCACGCUGGCUUAGCCAAUUCAAAACGAAUCGAGGUUCAACACAAAUGGCUCGCGAACAAAUUUGACGUAAUUUGUGCGACUAUCGCAUUUGGUAUGGGUAUUGACAAGCCUGAUGUGCGUUUUGUAAUACAUUACAGCAUGCCAAAAUCUAUUGAAGGAUACUAUCAGGAAACCGGACGUGCUGGAAGAGAUGGGCUGCCAAGUUAUUGCUGCUUGCUUUACUCCUAUCAGGAUUCAUUGAGAUUGCGGAAAAUGGUCGAAAGCGACGAUACGACGGUUGGAGCACGCCAAAUGCAUUUACAAAGCAUCAAUCAAAUGGUUCAAUAUUGUGAAUCUAUCGCAAGAUGCCGAAGAAAGAUUCUAGUUGAACACUUUGGCGAGGUAUAUGACGCGGCAGCGUGUGCUGCAUCGACUACUCCAUGCGAUGUGUGUGAACAUUUGAACAAAAAUCCAGAUAGUUACAAAAUGUACGAUUUAUCAGAUGAAGCGACGCGAAUUCUAAAGACCCUUUCAAGAAUCAAAGCACUUACAGUUACGCAAAUUGCACAGAUCUAUCGUGGAGUUGGACAAGGACGAGGAAAAAAGACCAAAAACGAAUCGGGUGGAGAUUCGACCUCAUACGCGCCUACUGAAACUUCAACUCUACCAAUAUAUGGAAGAGGAAAGACGAUGAGUGAACAGGAUGCUCUUCGCUUCAUGCAUGCCCUGAUCUUUGAGGGAUAUCUGCAUGAUCGUCUUUAUGUCACAAAAAUGGGAUCAACAGUUGCGUAUGUUGAUCUAACUACUAAAGGACGUGCUGUAGCUAAUAAUUCGUGUAGUGCAAAGAUUUAUAUGCAUUUUGCGCAUGACGAUGAAAGCAAGAAGAAGUCGAAAAAAGAUGAUGCGAAUGUGGCCAUCAAUAUGGUUUUAGUUAGCGAGGCCGAAGUGUUGAAAGAAAAGUAUUUGAUUAAACACAGCGAUAUUUUUGUUCGCUGUUUGAAAACUUUACGAGAAAUGAUUGAGCAAUUGGCUGUUGAGAGGAACGUUUCCAGUUCGGCAAAUAUCAUGUCGCAUGAGGGGUUAGAGCAGCUUGCCGCUGUGAUGCCACGCACCAAUACCGAACUUCUCAAGAUUGAUUCGAUGAAUGAACUCAAGGUCGCAAGAUAUGGUGGACCAAUUAUGGAAAUGCUAAAGCCUUUCUGGAAUGAAGUCGACGCCCGUGAGCAACUCGAUAUUCAAAGCCAACUGGAUCAAAUGAAAAAUGGUCAAAUGGUGCUAGGCGGCUUUAAAUCACCGCCAAGAACAGAGAUUGAUGGACUUUCACAAAGAGGAAAUAGUGCCUUUCGAGGGAGAUUCCAAAGAGAACGAGAUCGGGGCAUAUCAAAGAGAGUUGCUGUAAAGCCGGCUACACCAAAAAAGAAGACUACAAAGGUUUCCAAUAAAGCAUUUUUCCCUAUG
Messenger RNA from Mesorhabditis belari, 2976 nucleotides. Lineage: Eukaryota; Metazoa; Nematoda; Chromadorea; Rhabditida; Rhabditidae. The record is from the annotation of a GenBank genome assembly.